This is a messenger RNA of Macadamia integrifolia, 2785 nucleotides long. Its product is annotated as plant UBX domain-containing protein 7-like. Bases 219 to 1346 code for a protein of 375 amino acids. The transcript is spliced from 10 exons. Lineage: Eukaryota; Viridiplantae; Streptophyta; Magnoliopsida; Proteales; Proteaceae. Gene Ontology annotation, biological process: proteasome-mediated ubiquitin-dependent protein catabolic process. Gene Ontology annotation, molecular function: ubiquitin binding. The record is from RefSeq and is a predicted model, not a curated record. Gene Ontology annotation, cellular component: nucleus.
CUAUAAAUAUCUCCAGGCCGGUCCCCUCGCUGUAAAAAUCUCUCUGUUGAGAUGUGCUCUCUCAGCUCUUCCUCCGAGUCUCAUAUUUUUCUUCUACAAACCCUAGAUAAGAUUAUUAUUCUUCUCUAAAACAUCAGAUUUCUGAUCUCAAAUCUCUCUCAGGUUAUACGUUUCUCCUUCAAUUUGGUUUUGAAGUUGUUAAAUUAUUCCUUAAGAAAAUGGAGAGCGUUCUAACGGCAACGGAGAAGCAGAGUAUGGUCUCAUCCUUCCUCGAAAUUGCGGUGGGGCAGUCGGCCGAGACAGCCAGGCAGUUCUUACAGGCCACGAGUUGGAAACUUGAGGAAGCUAUUCAGUUGUUCUAUAUUGGAAAUGAAGGUGGGGUUUUGCCAUCCUCUUCCUUCUCUUCACCAACCGAAAAUGCUUCUCCAUUGCCUGGACCAAGCCUAGGUGGACCGGAAAGAAACAUUGAAAAUGCUGGACAAGAUGAUGGAAGUGAAGAAGUACGACCUGCUUUACCAGUUAAAAGAGAGGUUCUAUAUGAUGAUGCUAUGUUGUAUAGAACCUCAAGAAUGGGAUAUCCAUCACAAGAUGCAAGUUCAUUGGUUGCAUUUCGUAAUUUUGAUGAGGAGAUGAAACGUCCGGGUGUUUGGGAAUCAGACCAAGGAGCUGCAUCCUCAACAGAGAUUGCCCGGGAUAAUCUUGCUUCAUUAUAUCGUCCUCCUUUUGCCUUGAUGCUCCAAGGACCUUUUGACAAGGCCAAAGUUACAGCUUCUGAACAAGACAAGUGGCUUCUGGUAAACUUGCAGUCUGCCAAGGAAUUCAGCUCACAUAUGCUGAACCGGGACACAUGGUCAAAUGAAGCUGUGGCUCAGACCAUCAGGACUAACUUUAUCUUCUGGCAGGUAUAUGAUGAUACUACUGAAGGCAGGAAAGUCUGCACUUAUUACAACUUGGAUUCCAUUCCUGUGAUUCUUGUUAUUGAUCCCAUCACAGGGCAAAAAAUGCGGUCAUGGAAUGGAAUGGUCCAUCCAGACCGUUUGUUGGAGGAUCUAUUACCAUUCAUGGAUGGUAGCCCCAAGAACCAUCAUAUCACUCUUCCUCAUAAACGUCCACGUGACAGUUCUCAGAUUUCUACCCAAAAAGCACAAGGCAAGUGGGUAAAGACAGAUUUUGAAGCCAGUUCUGUAGUUUCGAAAGACAUGUCAGUUAGUUUACAUGUCUUACGGGAUUUCUCCUUCAUGGCUCAUGCAAUACGGAUAAUUAUCGUCUUCCUCCCAAUUCUGCAUGCAGUCUGUUUCCCCGUCCUCUUAAUUCUUUUUUCUAUUCUGAAGAAGGAAAAUGAAUGAAGCUUCUAGAAGUUUCAUCAAAAUCUGUGUUUGUGUCAGACAUGUCCAGAAAUAGCAAAUGUGAGUGUCGUUGCAUAGCAUAUUGAUUACAUUUUGUUAUUUCUGAUCACACACACUGAGGUGCCAAUGUUUGGCUUAGCAAGAAUCAAGCACUUUGAAUAUAUAGCCAAGUUGGAGGGCAAGUAAAAAAACCAUCAAUAGUUGGACCUUGUUGGCCAAUCAUGUGUCGAAUAGGAUGAUUUUAUCACUCUUGUAUUUUUUUUUUUCCUGUUAUUUCUUACACUUUUUGGGGGUGAGGGUUGUUAGUUCUGAUUUUUAUUCAAAAUUCUUUACACCGAGUAGCAUCUUUCUUUCCAGCAUCUAGUUCUCGCUUUCAAACAUAGAUCUCUCGCUUUCUGCUUCCUAUUGCCCGAUGAAGAGCUAACCUAGUGCAGACUGAAUCCUUACACCUUUCGUCAAAUAAAGUAAAGCUACCACUCCUUUUGGGGUCAUGAGGUUGAUCCUCGGGCCGAACAGAAACCUGUGGGCGAUCAUCACCAAAAAGUUUCCAUGUUAUGACUUCAUCUGCUUACUUAAGUAGCUCUGAUCAUAGGAUGUAAGUAGUGGUCCUGUAGUUGCUUAAGUUAGUGAGGGGUUUUUUUUUGUAUCUGUUAUUUUAAAAACUUUGUAAUCAUAUUAAUGCUCGCUAUAUGGGGUACCGUCAGAAUUAUUAGGUGGUUACAGAUUUUAAUAUCUGAAAUUCCAGAUUCAAAUCAAGAAAUAUCCAUCCAGAAUGCGAGGGAUUGAUGGCGUGGAUUGAUGAGAGAGAAAAGGGUGAUCGAUGUGUGGUGGAAGAAGAUAAAGUAGCCAACCAUACCUCAUCACACCCCUCUUUCCUUAUUUCAGAUUCUGUUUUCCCUCCCAUAUUCUCUCUCCUUUAACCAUCGAUAAGUCUUUUCUCUCUGUUCCAACUCAUGAAUUUCAAAUAAUUAUAUUAUCUUAAACUCUUUGGACUGCCUAAAUUAGUAAUUAGCAUACUAUGGCUUAUUACCAUUGCUAUGAAACAUUUCAAUGUUACGACAUUUAUUUAUUUUCCUUUAAGGGUGUCUAUAAUCCAAUUCAUAAGAUAGCCCAUCAUAUCUCUGUUAUAAUGUUGAUCAUUGAUAAUUCUAAUGAUUCUAUGUAUUUGAAUAUGUUUUUCAGACCAAAUCUGUCCUGGCUAGCAAGAUUUUGACACUUGUACCCAUUUUCUGCAGCAUAUGUUAGAUUUAAAUAUUUACUGGAAUUUUAUUUUGGAAAAUUUGGUUCUUUUAUCUUAAAAGUUACCAGAAUUCCUAAAAAUAUGUUGUUGAUCUUUAGUGAAUUUUUCUUCUUUCAAAGCGUAAGGAAUUUUCUUCCUUUUUCCUCUUUUAGAUCAUUUGAGGUCUUUGUAUCUACUCAUCAUCUUCCUUUACUUGCUU